AUCUCCAUUUGAAAUUUAAAUUCAAUUAAAAACACAGUUAGUUAUGACUGAUACAUUAUAGAUAAAUAAGUAUGGUACCUAGUUGAAACAGUGAUUGUGAAAGCUAUUGGACAAAUAAUUUAAUCUAUAUAUGGCUGCUUGGAGUUUUCCUAGUUCAACUAGUCUACAUGUAAAACACUGAUUGACAGUUUCCGAACUAGCAGACGACAGACUAUUCUUAUCAGUAGAAUUGUGAUAGCUGUGGUAGAAACAUGGGUAGUGAAGAGAUAGGAAUGCUGACACAGCACCUUAGAGAAAUGGAGUUGGUAGCUGAGGACAUACUGACAGAUAGACAACAAAUUAUUGACCUUGACAGGAAAAGACAAAAGACAAGAGAGGCUGUUAGAGUGUUAUCUAAAGACAAGAAGACUAAAAAACAAUGGGUGUGUUUUGGAGAUAUGUUCAUAAAAUUUCCUUCUGACAAAACAAAGAAAAUGCUGGAACAAGAUUUUGACAAGCUUGAUACAGAAAUUGGGGAUUUAAGGAGGAAUCUAAAACCUAAAGUGAACAAGUUAAGAGAUCUGGAAAUGAAGGAAGAUAUUAAAGGAUUUGAUUUAAAUCCAUUAAGUAAAGAAGAACUAAGAACUAUUGAUGGAUACUGCAAUUGAUCAAGUCAAACACAUCUUGUUUGAUAACAUUCUAAGGUUAGUUUUCGAAGAAAUGAUAUAUGAGAACAGGGUCUUACAUUGGAGUUAAACAGCCUGACCUUUUCAAUUGUGAGUAGAUUUGGUGAUAUCUCAGAUUGGAUUAAGAGGUGACAUUACUCAUUGUGAAUUCAUAUCUCAUAGCAGUAUAAAUAUAUAUCUGUGAUGAUAUCCCAAAUGUGGAUUCCCAGAAGGGGUUCAAACGCAAGGUCAUAUAAUAUUAUACAUUUGGCUGGAAUCAAAGAUAUAUCUUAGUGUGGAUUGAAAGGUACCGAUAGAUAAAAGAUUACAAAGGUGAUGUUCAAAGAAGAAAAUUUGAAUUGGAUACUGACUUUCACAUUGGGAAGACAAGGGACACAUUAUAUAAAAUAUUCUAUUAUAAUUAUAUUGUUCAUGAUAUCCAUUCUUUCACAUUUAUUAAUAUUUUCAUGAUUCUGAUACUGAAGUUGUUAUAACAUGUAUACAACAAAAAAUGUUCAUAUAUUUUGAGAAGAUAUAUUUAUCACACACCUGUGCCGAUUUUGCGACUCCGUAAAAAUGGCAUUGCACAGCCGUGCAUAUAUUUUGAUGUGACUUUAUUAGCGUUAUACAAACAUAGUGUAAAGACGCGCUAAAUGAUUCUUUUUUCACCUUAAAUGAUUCCUAUUUUGGGUAUGUGAUAUAAAUUUGUGGCCACGAGAUAGCUUAGUCAUGGCCACGAGAUACUAUGUUGUGGCCACGAGUUACUAUAGCAGUAACUAUUUAAGCCAAGUUGUAUCAGUUGUGUUGGCAAAAAAAAAAAAUUUUUGCUGAUUGAUGGUUGUAAUUUACAUAUUCUGGACAGUGUUAAUGUAAUACUCAACAUUGCUAGCACUGUACAUCUAUCUGUUCUGUCAGUUGUUUUAUUUUGAAAUUGAUUAUUAUAUUUUUCCAUACAUGUUUUAUGUGACAACUGUACAUAUAAUUGUUGAAGGUAUGCUGCCUCAUGGCCAGGUAGUCUAAUUCAUGAAAUAAAGAACUUUAUAAUUAUA
This is a messenger RNA of Ruditapes philippinarum (Manila clam), 1693 nucleotides long. RefSeq names its product p53 and DNA damage-regulated protein 1-like. Lineage: Eukaryota; Metazoa; Mollusca; Bivalvia; Venerida; Veneridae. Bases 252 to 647 code for a protein of 131 amino acids. The record is from RefSeq and is a predicted model, not a curated record. The transcript has 4 exons.